Messenger RNA from Betta splendens (Siamese fighting fish), 833 nucleotides. Its product is annotated as interferon alpha-inducible protein 27-like protein 2B. Bases 127 to 417 code for a protein of 96 amino acids. Gene Ontology annotation, biological process: apoptotic signaling pathway. The record is from RefSeq and is a predicted model, not a curated record. Gene Ontology annotation, cellular component: mitochondrion; membrane. The transcript is spliced from 4 exons. Lineage: Eukaryota; Metazoa; Chordata; Actinopteri; Anabantiformes; Osphronemidae.
UUGCUCAUCACCUGUGACUGAACAGACUCUGUCGUCAGUCUGUCGACAGUUUCGUUUCUCAGGACUUCUGCUCAAAACGCAGUCUGAGCCUCUCAGCGCAGUUUAAGACUCAUCAGGACAGAAAUAAUGGGCUCGGUGAUAGGCGCUGUAGCCGGAGCAGGAUUGGCUGCAGGUGCAAUGUCCCUGUUCCGUGUUGUUCUGGGCUUCAUAGGUUUCACCCCAGCUGGAAUAGCAGCAGAAUCUAUCGCUGCUUGGAUGAUGUCGUUCUUUGCCACACUAGGUGGAGGAGGAGUGGCAGCAGGAGGUCUAGUGGCGUUUUUGCAGCAUUUAGGUGCAGCCGGUCUGUCGUGGGCUGCGUAUAUAGGUGUAACCAUUGUUGGAGGAGCAGUGGGAUGGCUGACCAACCUCAUCUGGUAGAAUGGACGCAUGUACAUUCACCAUUACGAUUUGACCACAAUCAUUGAGUCAUUGUCAUUAAGUCUACUCAUAUUGUUUAUACCUUAAUGAGAAAAUACAAAAAAUAAGUAACAAUAAGAAAGAAAACAAAUAUAUUGCACAGACAUGUAUAAUGCUUAAUAUUAGUGCACCACAGCAUAAUGAAAAUAAUCAAUAGGUUUGGGCAGCACUUGGGUCACAUGGACUGUGUCCCACUGGGACAACAUUGAAAUUCACCACCAGCUUUUAGAAGUUUGCUGCAUUUCUGUCGUCCAUGUUUCUAAUGUUCAGGAAAUGUUUAUGACAUUUUUUUGUGGAACAACUUAUGUGAGAGUUACUCAUGUUCUCUCCAUGUUCUAAAAUCCUCACCUUGGCAAUAAAGAGCAAAGUUCUGAUCA